Molecule: messenger RNA, 966 nt
Organism: Selaginella moellendorffii
Lineage: Eukaryota; Viridiplantae; Streptophyta; Lycopodiopsida; Selaginellales; Selaginellaceae
Product: methylsterol monooxygenase 2-2
Exons: 8
Coding region: 128-925 (265 amino acids)
Biological process (GO): sterol biosynthetic process; 4-alpha-methyl-delta7-sterol oxidation
Molecular function (GO): iron ion binding; C-4 methylsterol oxidase activity
Source: RefSeq, a predicted model, not a curated record
AGGAAGCUUUGAGCGGCGAGAGCGGCGAGAGCGGCGACGAGCGUGCUCCUCCCCGCUGCGCCAAUGAAAGAUCUGGCGAGCGAGGCGCGAGGAGAUUAGGGCCGAGGGCUGGAGAGGCGGAGGAGGAAUGGCUUCGGCGCUGGAAACGGCGUGGCUGUACUUGAUCAACAACUUCAGUGAUUUUCAGCUAGCAUCACUGGGCAGCUUUAUCAUUCAUGAGAGUGUUUUUUUCCUGUCCGGGAUUCCCUACCUUAUGAUGGAGAAGUGGGGGAUGACGAAGUAUAAGAUCCAGGGCAAGAUGAACACACCGGCAGCGCAGGAGAAGUGCAUCUUGCGUUUGUUGUUGUACCACACCUGCGUCAAUCUGCCGCUCAUGGUUGUUUCCUAUCCAGCGUUCAAAUACAUGGGCUUCAGAAGUACAUUGCCCUUUCCUUCAUGGAAGACCGUUCUUUUCCAAAUUGUUUCGUACUUCAUUCUCGAAGACUUCAUCUUCUACUGGGGCCAUCGGGUCCUGCACACGAAAUGGCUUUAUAAGCACGUUCACAGCGUUCAUCACGAAUAUGCCACUCCCUUUGGUUUGACAUCGGAGUAUGCUCAUCCAGCAGAAAUUCUCUUUCUCGGUUUUGCGACGAUUUUUGGCCCCGCUAUUACGGGACCGCAUUUGAUAACGCUGUGGUUGUGGAUGAGCGUAAGAGUACUCGAGACGGUUGAAGCUCACUGCGGCUAUGACUUCCCGUGGAGCCUUUCGAGAUUUCUUCCAAUCUACGGAGGAGCGGACUUUCACGAUUAUCAUCAUCGGCUGCUUUUCACGAAAUCCGGAAACUACGCAUCGACUUUCACGUACAUGGAUUGGAUAUUCGGGACUGACAAGGGGUACCGUAAAUUGAAAGCAUUGAAAUGCGAGGACGCAAAGAAAGUUGAGUGAUCUUAUGUUCAUAUCUGAAAAAUAAUGUUUUUUUUCUCUUC